AUGGAGAUCUUGUAUUUUAUUCAUCUAUAUGAAGAUAUAUUAAAUACAACUUAUGUUGUAGGUUAUAAGGAGAUAGCUGAACAAAUUAAUACUCAAAUUUGUAAUACUUUACCAAUUGAAAAUGAAAAAUAUUAA
Molecule: messenger RNA, 135 nt
Organism: Funneliformis mosseae
Lineage: Eukaryota; Fungi; Glomeromycota; Glomeromycetes; Glomerales; Glomeraceae
Source: the annotation of a GenBank genome assembly